Molecule: messenger RNA, 2428 nt
Organism: Pelodiscus sinensis (Chinese soft-shelled turtle)
Lineage: Eukaryota; Metazoa; Chordata; Testudines; Trionychidae
Gene: RAP1GDS1
Product: Rap1 GTPase-GDP dissociation stimulator 1
Biological process (GO): positive regulation of GTPase activity
Molecular function (GO): protein binding; guanyl-nucleotide exchange factor activity
Source: RefSeq, a predicted model, not a curated record
CUGCCCCUAGCAGGACCCAGAGAGCGGCUCCCCUCCCGGCAGGAGCAUGGAUAAUCUAAGUGACGCCUUGAAGAAGCUGAAGAUAACAGCCGUAGACAGUACAGCAGAUAGCUUGGAAGGAUGCUUGGAUUGCCUGCUUCAAGCCCUGGCUCAAAACAAUACGGAGACAAGUGAAAAAAUCCAAAAAAGUGGAAUUCUUCCGGUGUUUGCAAGUCUGUUGACUCCACAAUCUUCCUGCCCAGCAAAAGUAGCUAACAUCAUAGCAGAAGUAGCCAAAAAUGAAUUUAUGAGGAACUCAUGUGUGGAUGCUGGGUUGAUCCCUCCACUGGUACAGCUCUUAAACUGCAAAGACCAGGAAGUGUUGCUUCAGACAGGACGUGCUCUGGGCAAUAUAUGCUAUGAUAGCCAUGAGGGCAGGAGUGCAGUUGACCAUGCAGGUGGUGCACAGAUUGUAGUAGACCAUUUAAGGUCACUGUGCAGUAAAACAGAUCCAGCCAAUGAGAAGCUCUUGACUGUCUUUUGUGGCAUGCUGAUGAACUAUAGCAAUGAGAAUGAUACCCUGCAAUCUCAGCUUAUCAAUAUGGGUGUUAUCCCUACAUUAGUGAAAUUGUUGGGCAUUCAUUGCCAAAAUGCAGCUCUCACGGAAAUGUGCCUUGUUGCAUUUGGCAAUUUAGCAGAACUUGAAUCAAGCAAAGAGCAGUUUGCCUACACAAACAUUGCGGAGGAGAUUGUAAAACUAUUUAAGAAACAAAUAGAACAUGACAAAAAAGAGAUGAUUUUUGAAGUUUUGGCUCCUCUGGCAGAAAAUGAUAUAAUUAAACUUCAGCUGGUUGAAGCAGGCCUGGUUGAGUGUCUACUUGAGAUUGUCCAGAAGACUGUAGACAGCGACAAAGAGGAUGACAUAGCUGAGCUUAAAACAGCCUCUGAUCUUAUGGUUUUACUACUACUUGGGGAUGAAUCCAUGCAAAAGUUAUUUGAAGGAGGAAAAGGCAGCGUCUUCCAAAGGGUGCUUUCAUGGAUUCCUUCCAACAACCAUCAGCUACAGCUUGCAGGAGCGCUGGCUAUUGCAAAUUUUGCCAGAAAUGAUGGAAACUGCAUCCAUAUGGUGGAUAAUGGGAUAGUUCAAAAGCUGAUGGAUCUCCUAGACAGGCAUGUGGAAGAUGGAAAUGUAACUGUACAGCAUGCGGCACUGAGUGCACUCAGAAACCUGGCUAUUCCUGUUGUAAAUAAGUCUAAGAUGCUAUCAGCUGGCGUUGCAGAAGCAGUACUGAAAUUUCUCAGAUCUGAGAUGCCCCCUGUUCAGUUCAAGCUCCUGGGAACAUUAAGAAUGUUAAUAGAUGCACAAGCAGAAGCUGCUGAACAGCUGGGAAAGAAUGUGAAAUUGGUUGAACGGUUGGUGGAAUGGUGUGAAGCCAAGGAUCAUGCAGGAGUGAUGGGGGAGUCAAACAGACUGCUUUCUGCACUUAUACGACAUAGCAAAUCAAAAGAUGUAAUUAGGACUAUUGUUCAGAGUGGUGGCAUCAAGCAUUUAGCUACCAUGGCAACAAGUGAACAUGUAAUAAUGCAGAACGAAGCUCUUGUUGCUCUGGCACUAAUAGCAGCAUUAGAAUUAGUCACUGCUGAGAAGGACCUCGAAAAUGCUAAACUAGUUCAGAUUCUACACAGACUGCUCUCAGAUGAGAGGAGUGCUCCAGAAAUCAAGUACAACUCCAUGGUGUUGAUUUGUGCUCUCAUGGCAUCUGAACCCCUUCACAAGGAAAUGCAGAGCCUGGCAUUUCUAGAAGUUGUAUCCAAACUCCGCAGCCAUGAGAACAAAACUGUUGCCCAGCAGGCCUCACUAACAGAGCAGAGACUUGCAGUAGAAAGCUGAGAAAAGUCUCCUGUUCCCACACAGCAUCCCAUCAUGGAUUUCACCUUUGUCCUCUGUCCUGCUGCCACUCCUGCUAUGUUUUCCACUGUAUCACUUGUGCAUGCAUGUAAUGUUCCCACACAAAUUGAUGAACUGCUGUAGGUACCUGUCCAAUAAGGUUUCUAAAAUCCAUAGGUGGUGUUAACAUAAAUCUGUCAGAAACAAGUCUCCACCCAUAAAUGUUCUACUUGUAUUCUUGUUGCUUGGGCCACACAGUAGAAUGUGCAUGUUGUAGUCCUAUGCUGAAGUAAAAGUGGUACUACAUGACGACUCCUUUCUCUCACCCUGAACUGCAUAACAACAUACUGCUAACUUAGGGACAAUACAGGAGGCAGCAAGUCCAGGCUAUAAUGUUGAUGAUGAUAGGAUUCAAUAGUAAAUCUAGCUCCAUUUUUGGUGCUUUGGAAACAUAGGUAUGAAUGGAACGUGUUGCUGCUCAUUUUCACUGGUCUUGCCUAGUAAUGUCAAACUCAUGGUACCUAGAGGUAACAAAUAAAAUACCAGUGCUCUCACAUUUUA